UAGAUUGAGGUUUUUUUAAAAUAUAUUCAGAGCAAUAAACCAUAUUGGAUAUUCUCAAAGCUCAGACAAAAACAACCAGUUCAGAAAGAAAAAGCAAAAUUUAAUUAAUGGCAGCAAGACAGCAGCCGAGAGGAACAGGCUUAGGUGUUCAGCAUGAGGAUUUUGUCCCCAAAUCUGAAUGGAAAGAUCAACCUGAAGCCACUCUUCUCACCAUUGAUCUUCCAGAUUUUACAAAGGAGCAAAUAAAGACAACGUAUUUGCAAACCUCGAAGAUGUUAAGAGUCACAGGAGAACGUCCCCUGGCUGGUCGGAGAUGGAGUCGUUUCAACGAAGUCUUUUCUGUUCCACAUAACUGUCUUGUAGAUAAGAUCCAUGGGAACUUCAAUAACAACUCCCUCACCAUCACCAUGCCUAAGGAGAUUACAAAGAUGUCUAAUCUCCCAGAAACUUCUAAAAAUAUGGCUGAGAAGUUUGAGAAGCUAGAGGAGAAAAGGUUGUUGGAACAAUCUAUAAGGAAAGCAAAGGAAAAAGAGGUUGAGAAGAAGAAGAAGCUUCUGGAAGAGAGAGAGGCAAUACUUAGGAAGCUGCAAGAAGAAGCUAAAACAAAAGAGAUGGCUGAGAGAAGGAAGCUUCAAGAAGAAGCAAAAGCAAAAGAUAGAGCCGAGGCAAAAAGGCUUCAAGAAGAAGCUAUAGCAAAAGAGAAGGCUGAAGCAAGGAAGCUUCAAGAAAAAGCAAAAGCAAAAGAGUUAUUUCCAUUAACGGCAACAAGACACCAACCGAGAGGAACAGGCUUGGGGGUUCAGUAUGAGGAUUUUGUCCCCAAUUCUGGUUGGAAAGAUCAACCUGAAGCCACUCUUCUCACCAUUAAUCUUCCAGGUUUUACAAAUGAGCAAAUAAAGACAACGUAUUUGCAAACCUCGAAGAUGUUAAGAGUCACAGGAGAACGUCCCCUGGCUGGUCGGAGAUGGAGUCGUUUCAACGAAGUCUUUUCUGUUCCACAUAACUGUCUUGUAGAUAAGAUCCAUGGGAACUUCAAUAACAACUCCCUCACCAUCACCAUGCCUAAGGAGAUUACAAAGAUGUCUAAUCUCCCAGAAACUUCUAAAAAUAUGGCUGAGAAGUUUGAGAAGCUAGAGGAGAAAAGGUUGUUGGAACAAUCUAUAAGGAAAGCAAAGGAAAAAGAGGUUGAGAAGAAGAAGAAGCUUCUGGAAGAGAGAGAGGCAAUACUUAGGAAGCUGCAAGAAGAAGCUAAAACAAAAGAGAUGGCUGAGAGAAGGAAGCUUCAAGAAGAAGCAAAAGCAAAAGAGAGAGCCGAGGCAAAAAGGCUUCAAGAAGAAGCUAUAGCAAAAGAGAAGGCUGAAGCAAGGAAGCUUCAAGAAAAAGCAAAAGCAAAAGAGUUAUUUCCAUUAACGGCAACAAGACACCAACCGAGAGGAACAGGCUUGGGGGUUCAGUAUGAGGAUUUUGUCCCCAAUUCUGGUUGGAAAGAUCAACCUGAAGCCACUCUUCUCACCAUUAAUCUUCCAGGCUGGUAUACAAAAUAAAUACAUAUAUUUAACUAGUUAUUGUUGUAUAGUUCUGAAUCAGUGUUUAUAACCCGGACCGGAUUAGCGGUCAGACCGGAUUUAACCGUAAACCGGUCACCAAUUCUGAUUGGGUUAAUACCAAAACCCAACUAAAAUUGAACCGAUUAAAAUCUAUAUUGAACCGUUAAAAACCCGAGAA
This is a messenger RNA of Brassica napus (rape), 1725 nucleotides long. Its product is annotated as eukaryotic translation initiation factor 3 subunit A-like. Lineage: Eukaryota; Viridiplantae; Streptophyta; Magnoliopsida; Brassicales; Brassicaceae. The record is from RefSeq and is a predicted model, not a curated record. Bases 108 to 1544 code for a protein of 478 amino acids. The transcript has 3 exons.